Molecule: messenger RNA, 6849 nt
Organism: Trichobilharzia szidati
Lineage: Eukaryota; Metazoa; Platyhelminthes; Trematoda; Strigeidida; Schistosomatidae
Source: the annotation of a GenBank genome assembly
AUGGAUCAAGGUCGUCUUGUCUCUCUAGACGACAAUUUGUUAUCUCAAACGGUUUCAAGUUUACGUAAUGUAUUAGCGCAUGAUUUCGAUCUACCAUUGAAUAAACAAAUUCUCCUGGUAUCAGGCGGUUUUCAAUUGGAACCAGGUGAUAAAUUGUCAACAUAUGGAGCUGGUCUAGAUAAGACAAAUCCAAUCUAUGUGUUUACGCAGACCUUACCAAACGAUACCAGUGUACAGAAACCUGAUGUCUUACAAGUGAACGACGGUGGAUAUCCACGACAAUUGGCUAGUCUUUUGGAAUUAGCACCAUCGGAAAAAGUAUUCGAAGAUCGAUUACGUCUUAUUCGUGCACUUACACCGAUUGGUCGUGAAGCAGCUAAUGCAAUUGAACAGUUAGUCUCUGAACAACGUCAAAUGAUACAGGGUUGGUGUGUUGCACUAGCAAAUUUAGCUGAAGUUGCUACAGAUACUAAUAAGCGUUUAUUAUUCGCAACUAGCCGACUAGUACAAUUUGAAGAAUGUAUUUCUGAUUGGGAGAGAAAGUUGUACAGUUUUCAUGAAUUGAAAAAGGAAUUGUCUGAUUUACCAUUAUUGCCACAAUUAGUUGUGAUUGGAACCAGUGAAUCAUCGACCAAUGAGAAAGAAUCGUUGAACACCAACAACAGCAACACUAGUAAUAUACCAAAACCAAAAAAUCUAUACGAAUGGGUUUGUUUACAAUCAGCUAUAUCCAGUAUUGGCACACGUUAUUCCCUAGUAUCAUCAUCAUCAUCAUCAUCUACACCGUCAACAAUUAAAUCUGUUGGUUUACAACAUCUCGGUGUUGGUGGUGGUGGGGGCGGUGGUCGAGUCCGUACAACAAGUACUGGCCAACUGAGUUCUACAGUGACUACUGGAGUUAAUCAAUCGUCUAAAGUCUCCUUCUACACUGGUGGUUCACAGACCAGUUUGAAUAGUUUGGGUAUGGGUUGUUCAAAUUCAUCACCGCCUCCAUUGGAUAAUCGAUUAUUGAUUGAUCAAGGUUCAAUGAAUAGUGUUGUUAACAGUAAUAAUCUUAGUACGUCCAUACAACAACAACAACAACAACAACAUGAAUCCUCGUCAACAACACCAACAACAACAACUGGGAUAGAUUAUUAUGAGUCAGCAUUUUUAGAGAUUAUAAAACGAGCUAUUGAUGACAUACAUUCAUUACGAUAUGGUCCAGAUGUACAGUUUCAGUCAACUGGAAAUGGAAAACACCAACAAGGACAACCACAGCCGACAGAUACUACUACUACUACUUCCAGUGAAUUGACUUAUGUUCGAGCGCAAACAAAUCGUUUAUCAGAAUUAAUCACUAUGGUUAAUACGUGUUCAAAAUCGAAUUAUGAUGAAAUGACAAAUUCCACUGUUCCGCAUUCAUCAUCAUCACCAUCAUCAUCGACUUCACCAGCAUCAACCGAGGUGAAUAAUACACAACUGGAAGGCGGCAUUAGCAGUAGUAGUAGUAGUAGUAGUAAUACUACGACUACUACUACACAAGGCGCCUCUUCCUCAGUGGAUUCACCACCGAAUACCACCACCGCUCCUGCUGCUGCUGCUGUUGGUCUGCCAGACAACAGGCAACAGACACUUGCCUCAGCUUCUUCUUCUUCCUUCUCCGCCUCUUCAUUACACUUAACUCGUGAUCAAGAUAUCAACUACUUAAUGAUCAGUGUACAUGAUGCCUUAGAUCCAGGAUAUUUUAGUCAGCGUCUUUCACAACUCGAUCCACUUGCCUGUGAAGCAAUUGAUUUAGCUAGAAAAAUGAUUGGCAUUGAACAGUGUACAACGAAAACAUUUCAACAAAUUGUUCAACAGAAAAUUAAUUCAUUGCUUCAAACUAAAUUCACAGAGAAUACUACAAAUUCACAAGAAUUAAUUAUUGCAUUUAAUCGUUUAUGUGAAAUAUUGGGUAUUGUCAUGCAAAGUAAAUUAUUACUAGCGAAUAAUUUAUCCGAUCGUCAACGAUGGCUUCAAAAUUUCCAAUCUGAACUAAAUCGUCUUGAUGCAAUUAUUCAACAUUGUCUUCGUCGUAUGUGUCGGGUGACAACAACAGGAACAUUAAUUUCUCAACUUGGUGAAGCUGGUUCAACCUAUGCUCGGUGUUUGGCUGAAAUUGUUCGUCGUACAGAAUUUGAAGAUAUGCUUACUCAACGAUCGGUAUAUUAUCUUAAAGAGGAGAAUCAUUUACGCGCUGAAGAAUGUCGUCGACGACGAAUUUUCUCAAAACAUUUGAAAAAUAAUUUCCUGCAUACACUGUUCUCUCCAUGGACUAAUCCGAAAACUGAUUGUCUUGGGCUGAUCAAUUUACCAGCUCCGAUCAGUAUGUCACAAGAUGUCAAUGACCAACAGUUUUGUGAGAUGAUGUCUAACCUAACUGUCACUUCUUCUUCGGCUGCUGCUGCUGCAACUGCUAAUACCACCAACACCACAACAACAACUCCAACGAGUCAUAAACUAGAAUCUCCUACAACACCUGAAUUAUCCGUGAAUCGACGCUAUGCCUUAUCCUCCCUGUCUGAACCACGGUUAAAUGAAUUAGCUAAAGCUUGUGCAUUACAUCGGGUCAGUUAUCGAUUACGCUCGAGUCGAUUGAAUUCGCUAAGUUCACCAGAUCCACAAUUAGCUAAAGUGAAAGAAGAUGAAAUGAUUGAAUCGAGUCAAAAAAAGUCUACAGAUUCAGUUUCAUCAUCAUCAUUACACCCAUCAACAGGUAUCCAUCAAAAUCAAUCAAUCAAUCCUUCACAGAAUACAGCGACAUCGGCAGCGGCAUCAGCAGCCGUGCCAUUACGUCGUCAACAUAUACAUACACCUACGCAUAGAAUAGAUCCAAGUCGUCGUGCAUCGAUGCCAUCUCCAGAACCGGAGAGAGCAACAUCCACAUCGAAUUGGUCGAUUGAUUCAACAUCACUUGCAUUGACGCAUCAUUUCUAUGCAAGUAAUACAGCUGUUUAUAAUAAUAGUAAUAAUCAUAGUGCUGUUAAACAACCGGUGAAGAUCACUCGUGAGGAUUUAGACAAAUUAAUGCAAUCUAUGCCAACUAGCAUAUGUAAUCUUUUACGAACAGAAUUGAAUAAAUCCUUGAGCUUGUUCAAGAGUGCUUCAUUUCUGGCUAAUUCAUCUAUGAGUCUGGUCGGUGGUGGUGGUCCUUUAGACCAAUCAACAGGUUUGAAGCUGAUUUCAACCACAACAACAACAACGACAAUGAUGGUGACGACAUCGACAAGCACAACAACAGCGAUGGCGACAACAAUGGGGACUACAUCGAUCACUGGGACACAGAUUAAUGCGCCUGAAACAAAAUCAACAACUACAUCACCCAUAUGCAGUAUCAUUCAUUUAACACCACUACAGUUAGUUAGCGUUGCCUGUCAAACAGAAUUCAAUUUAAUUGAACCAAUUAUUAAUGUUGGAUCAGGUCGGAGUUUAAAUUCCAGCUUAGGAUUAUCAGUUGAUGAUUCAGCUCGUCGUACUGCUAAUAUUAAUAUUAAUAAUAAUACAUGUUGGGAAGAACUUCCUGGAAGUUUAUGCAGUUGGGAAUUGUGUCGUUUCCCUGUUAUCCGUUCAUCAAGAGAUCGUAUGUCGAUUUCAUUGAAUACACUACCACGUUUUGAACAUUUAUUUGUCACCGUGGGUACUCAAACCGAUUUACCAAUUGAUUUUGUCGACGAUAAUUCUGUGUAUAAUUCACCGGUGCUGAGUACAACGAAUUCUGUGGAUGCUCCUGCUGUACUACCCUCUGUAGAUAGUGAAUUGAAAGGUACAGUAGAAAAUGAUUCAGCACAACCUCAUGAAUGCGUCAGCAAAACCGCUCCUGCUCCUCCUCAUGCUACAUCUUCAUGCCCUAAUAAUAAUGAGGACAACGAAGAAAUGCUUGAUGACAAUGUUGUCCUGUCUGAGAUAUUCACAGAAGCCGUGGAUGAUGAUGACGUUGACGAUGAUGAUGCCGAUUUAUUCACUGAUUCCGCCCUAAUGAUGACAUCAAGUUUUCAUUCAACUCGUACAACAUUUUCAAAUAAUAAUAAUGGUAUUGGUAAUAAUCAUAAUAAUCAAUAUGACAAUGAUGAUGAUGAUAAUAUUGACAAUCUAUCCCACCAGCAUACACCGUUAAUGUCGAUCACUCAAAGUCGUUGUAGUGAUGAUGAUGCUGCAGAUGAUACUGGUUGUCGUAGCAGAAGCAGUAGAAGUAGUAGCGGUAAUCUGUGUUAUAUUACAGAUGGUGUUGCUGCCGGGGAUGAUGGUUCUACUACAACUCAGUAUGGAUCUAUGAUGUCUGAUGGUGUGAAAACAUCACCUGACGACGUACUGUUAUUAUCGUCCUCAUCAUCACCAGCUGGGGGAAGUGGCGUUGGGGGACGAAGAGGUGUUGACGGCAACCGCCGCCAUCGCCACCACCACCACCACGACCACUCAGGUGAAGUAUUACCACCACCAGAGUCAAAUAAUGAUCAACAGAAUCAAACAACACCAUCUCUUGCCUCUUCUUCAGCAGCUAUCUUAGAUAAUUGUUGUAUCAAAUGUCAAUUAAGACGUAAACAUCAUAAAGAAUACUUUAGUUUACUUCAAAAAUGUUUACAAAUUAUUAAAGCUAAAGAAGAAAAUGAAACGAAUUCACUUAAUCCUGAUGUUACUGUGAAUGCGGCAACUGGUGGUGGUGAUGGUACUACUAGUAGUCAGUGUCAGUCAACAGCAGUACGUGGAGGAACAACCCCCGAAACAACGACGACAACAGCACCACUUCAGUCAUCAGAUACAAUACAGACACCAUUAAUUUCGCUAAAUAGAAGUCAAUUGAAAUGUCUUUUAAGUGUGUUAGAAUCGUGUUCUCUUAUGUUCCUGAAAAAAUCUAAACACAGUCUACCGUGUCUUUCGUCUCAUCCACCUACGGAGGAGACUUCAGCUGAUGAUAAAGUUGGAACUGAUCAUUCUGAUCCGGAUUUAUCAACAACGCUAAAAGAAGACAAUUCUGAAGAGUUGAUCAAUUCUACACUGAAUGAAUGUACAUGUUCUGGUGUCGAUGAAAACAACGAGGCAACAUCACCAUCAUCAUCAUCAUCCUCUACUGCUGCUGAUCAGUUUGAUUUUGGCAAAUCUUUACAAUAUUUACUAGAAGCAUUACAUUUAAAUAAUCCGGUAAAUACUGUUUCUAUGGCUACAUCAACAACACCAGUACAUAUCCCCAAUGAAACAACAACAUCUAUGAUAACACAGACAGAAUUAAUUCAAGGCGUUGAUGUUGCAACAUCAAUUACUCUGCUAAAUCAAACUAUUGAAGAUUGUAAUUCUGAAGGUGGAAAAAUAUCAACAUGCAUUUCAUCUUCCUCAAGUACUACUGUACCGUGUGUCUGUGAUUCUGCUGCUGCUGCUAGCAGCAAGAUGAAGGAAACCACUAGUGGUGGUGGCGGCGUUGAUAUUCACACUACAGACGAUUCAAGUAGUUCUAAUUACCUAACUGUCUCAUCGUAUAAUAAUAAUAAUGACAACAACAGUAAUAAUUAUAAUUCGUCAUCAUCACGUAAUAUUUCUUCUGCAUCGACUUCUGCUGCUUCUCGUUGUACCUCGCCUACCUCAUUGUCUCCUGUCCCACUAUUACAACAACAAGAACAGUUGGCUAAUACAUCCAGCAGUGAUAAUACUAAUAAUAAUAUUGCGACUAGCGGUAAUAAGCAUAAAUCGAAUAAUGCUUUGGAGACUUCCACUUGUAAUUUAUCGGGUAUUUCUAAAAAGUCUGCUGAACGCUAUACUAGUUUUGUACAUUCAAAUUUUGCACCGAAUGAUAUUGUAAUCUUUGUGCCAGUUCAAGGAUCGAAACCAAAUACUUCAGGAUUAUGUACUACUGGUGCUACUGCUACUACUACCACGACGACGGCUACUGAUACCACUUCCAGCGAUGCUGACAGUUCAAUGACAACAACAGCGACGAUGGCGAGUAAUAUCACACCUACAACCAGUUGUAUUCUAUCACAACAAAACACCAACAAUCCUAAUAACAACAAUAAUAAUGACUUAACAAAUAUAACAAAAUCUGAUAUAUGGUCUGUCACCAGUGGGAAACUUUCCGUAAAUCUACUCGAUGUGAUUUCACCUUCAUCUAGCUUAUUAUCUUCAAUGAUUGUUCAAUCAUCUUUACCCUUGUGUUCAUCAAUAUUUGGAACAAGCAGUGGUAGUGGUAGUGGUGGUGGUAGUACCGGCACAACAACUACAACACUGGCUGCUGCGAAUGAAUUCUAUUCAUCAAGUGCAUUGUUAGGCGGGGAGGUAUUUUUACCAACUGUGAAUGCUACUAUUACUACUACUACUAAUACCAGUGCAACAACAACAACACUGGGAACAGGAGAAUUACCGCUAUCAGCGCCAUCAUCACCGCCAAUGUCAUCAACAACAACAACUGCUACUACUACUGGCGGACCACAUAUUCAAUGGCGUAUGUUAUCCUCUGAUGGACAUGUCUACUUUUUACAUCAAGAUGACUUUAAAGCCUUGAAUAUUGAUGAGAAUACUGACUAUUGUCAACCGAUCAGCUCUAAUCUACAAGAAACAAGUUCUACUCAGAAUAAAAAUCAAUCCUUUAAAGAAGCCUUUCCAGCUCAUAAUCAUUUCAUUGUUGCAAGAUAUCAAAGUAAACAACGAUGUUUAUCUAAAAAGGCUAGUAAUCGAUUUAAUUUACCGAAAAAUUUCAUCUUUUAUCGUGUCAGAGCCUCACCUUUGAAUUUACCCUCACCACCACCGUCGGCGUCGGCGUCGGCGUCAUCAUCGGAAUCACCGUCAACAAUGACAUCGAAGCAGAAUAAUAAUAAUGAUAUAAAGAGUAACACUACUGACUAA